Molecule: messenger RNA, 495 nt
Organism: Aspergillus melleus
Lineage: Eukaryota; Fungi; Ascomycota; Eurotiomycetes; Eurotiales; Aspergillaceae
Product: response regulator
Exons: 3
Coding region: 1-495 (164 amino acids)
Biological process (GO): phosphorelay signal transduction system
Source: RefSeq, a predicted model, not a curated record
AUGCAUGUCCUACUUGCCGAAGACAACCACGUCAACCAGCGCCUCUGCGAGGUAACGUUUAGGAAGGUCGGCUGCUCGUUUGCGAUCGUGAACAAUGGCCGUGAAGCCCUCGACUACCUUGCCGGUCCACCAAAUACGUGUCCCCUCCCUGAUAUCAUCUUGAUGGAUGUUUCUAUGCCCAUUAUGGGCGGCAUCGAAGCGACACAAAUAAUCCGAUCGCAAGCACCUUUUGUCAAUGACCCCAAGAUUAGAAUGACUCCCAUAAUCGGCAUCCACCCUUGCUGGCAUCGGGGUCAGAGAGACGCAUUCAUCGAGAAAGGAAUGACCGACGUGCUGUCCAAGCCUAUCAGAAAAUCGGAACUCAUCAAUCUUCUGUUGCAGUUUUCUCGCCAUGAGCCUGUUCCUGUGGGUCCUGGCUUCCCUGGGAUGAGAAUGAAGCCUGUCUGGGGUUCUAUGCCGCUGAGGAGAUUUCGUGGACCGAGGUCUCGUCUGUGA